UCCACCUGACACAUCCUGGGGUCCUGGAGAAGCAAUCUACACGGAAUUGAGAGUUCUGUGCUUGUCUGGGUGGCUGAGGAACAGUUCUGGUGCCAUCAGUGCCCUGCCCUGGGUCUGUAGGCAGCUCUCUUCAGCCAAAGCUCAGCUCUGAAGGUGCUGUGGUGGAGUCAAGUGUCUGUGUGCAGUCCUGACAGUCACUCAUCAUCCUCAGAGAGCUUGGAGUUACUUUUCCUCGUGCUCCCUCCUCUCCAGCAUCAGGGUCAAUGCUGUGUGAGUCAGAGGCACGGAUGGCACUCGCUGAACCAGUCCCCAUGGCUUAUUGUAAUUCAGCUCCUGAAGGGAACUGUGAGGUGUCACUGAGUGAUGUGCUGCUCAACUCUUCACCCAGAACUCCUGAGCCCCACAACAUCAAGCCAGGGGAAGAUUCCAACAUGGAGAGACAUCAGCUGGACUCAGUUGAUCCCAAAGCAGCCUCCUCCUCCCCUGCCUCUAGAGUGUGGACAACACAUCGGGAUGGGGAGGUGAAGCUGAGGAUGGAAGACCAGGGAAUAGGCAGUGAACCACCAAAGACUGUUCACCAGCUCUUCCAGGAAACUGUCAAUAAAUAUGGGGACUAUUAUGCCCUUGCAUCCAAAAAAGGUGGCCAGUGGGUCAAACUAACAUACAAAAUGUACUAUGAUGAGUGCUGUAAAGCAGCAAAAAGCUUUCUGAAGCUGGGGCUGCAGCGUUUCCAUGGAGUGGGCAUCCUGGGAUUUAAUUCUGCUGAGUGGUUCAUUGCUGACAUUGGAGCAAUCCUUGCAGGGGGAUUUGCUGUUGGGAUCUACACAACAAACUCUCCCGAGGCCUGUCACUAUGUGGCAGAGAACUGCAGUGCUGAUGUUAUAGUGGUGGAAAACCAGAAACAGCUGCAGAAAAUCUUAGAAAUUGAGGAUAGACUACCUCAGCUGAAGGCCAUUGUCCAGUAUGGGGAAGAGAUAAAGGAGAAGAGUCCAAAUCUGUACUCGUGGAGUGAGUUCAUGGAGCUGGGCAGGGAUGUCCCAGACACUCUGCUCCACUUGGCCAUCGCGGCGCAGAAGCCCAACCAGUGCUGCACCCUCAUCUACACCUCGGGGACCACGGGGCAGCCCAAGGGGGUCAUGCUCAGCCACGACAAUCUGACGUGGACGGCGGCAGUGGCCGGACGGUCCAUCAUGCUCACGGACCCCAAGGAGAGGCAGGAGCAGGUGAUCAGUUACCUGCCCCUCAGCCACAUCGCUGCCCAGAUGUCUGAUAUCUGGUCAGCCAUGACCUUUGGAGUGCAAGUUUACUUUGCUCAGCCAGAUGCACUGAAGGGCAGCUUGGUGGAGACCCUGAGGGAAGUGAGGCCAACUGCUUUUCUCGGGGUUCCUCGUGUCUGGGAAAAAAUGGAAGAAAAGAUGAAAUCCAUAGGGAUGAAAUCGUCGGCACUGCGGAGGAAAGUGGCCUCGUGGGCCAAGGGAGUGGGGCUGCAGACCAACCUGAAGAGGAUGAAUGGGUAUUCUGAGGUGCCGGUGAACUUCCGCCUGGCCAAACACCUGGUGUACAGGAAGGUGAGGAAGGCCCUGGGGCUGGACCAGUGCACCAAGUGCUACACAGGAGCUGCUCCCAUCACCAGAGAGACCCUGGAAUUCUUUCUGAGCCUGAACAUUCCCGUGUUGGAGCUCUAUGGGAUGAGUGAGAGCUCUGGGCCUCACACCAUCUCCCUCCCUCACGCCUUCAAACUCACCAGCUGUGGGAAGGAACUCUCAGGCUGCCGGACCCUCAUUCAUAAGCCAGACAGGGAUGGCAUUGGGGAGAUCUGCUUCUCAGGGAGGCACAUCUUCAUGGGCUACUUGAACAUGGAGGACAAAACCAAAGAGGCCAUCGAUGAGGAUGGGUGGCUGCACUCAGGUGAUCUGGGCAAGCAUGACAAAGAUGGAUUCCUCUACAUCACAGGCAGAAUUAAAGAGCUCAUCAUCACUGCGGGAGGGGAGAACGUUCCUCCUGUUCCGAUCGAGGAUGCCGUCAAAAAUGCUGUUCCCAUCAUCAGCAAUGCCAUGUUGGUUGGGGACAAAGCCAAAUUCCUGUCAAUGCUUCUGACACUAAAGUGCAAGGUGGAUGCAGAGACGGGUGAACCGGGGGAUGAGCUCACUCCAGAGGCUCUGGAAUACUGUCAGAAGCUGGGCAGCAAGGCCACAAAGGUCUCUGAAAUCAUCAGCAGCAAAGACAAGGCCAUCUACGCUGCCAUCCAGAAAGGCAUCACAGCGGUCAAUGAGGGAGCCACCUCCAAUGCCCAGAGAGUCCAGAAGUGGGUCCUUCUGGAGAAGGACUUUUCCCUCUUUGGUGGAGAGCUUGGCCCAACCAUGAAGCUGAAGAGGCCAGUGGUGGCACAGAAAUACAAAGCCCAGAUUGCUCAGUUUUAUGCAGAUGUGGACACUCCCAAUGGGGAGACCUCGGCCCAGCAGUAACCCAGAGGAGAUCCCCCAGCUCCCCAGGAAGGAUUCCCUGGAUUCUGUUGGAAUAAAGAGGCUCUGCCAUCAUGCAGCCCCUUGGCUUGCUUUGCUGUCCAUGUUCUGGCCCUGCCCUGCAGUGUGGUGAGCGUGGUCACGCCCAUGUUCUCCUGUGUCUGUGUUCCCUGCUGAAAUAUCCCAAAUACCUCAGCUCUGUUAUUUUUUAUUCCCAUUUUUAUAGGGACAAUGCAAUGUUUACCUUCAAUCCAUGUGACAUUAUGUUUUAACCAAAGUUUUCCUUUUUUUUUCUUCCUGAGCUGAAUGUAAAGCAGGAGCUGUAAAUCAGGAGCUGCACUUUCCCUGCUGAGGGAGAAAGGCAGAUUCCAUUUCCCAGCAGUGUCCUUGCUCCCUCCCUCUGCACGUUUCCCUGCAUGCUGGUGGCAUCCAUGUUGUUUUAAAUCUCUUUCCCCACAAACCCUGUCUGAGGUGGCAAAUGCUGGGUGACUGCACAGAGCAGUGGAGUUGGAACCUCUCAUGGACUGGGUUUGUCUGUGCAAUAUUUUGAUUUUUUUUAAUCUUUUUUUGAGCCAUAAAUUGUACCAUUGAAGUAGAAUCUAUGGCUGGUGUUCUGGAAGUGAUUUACUCCAGGGGCUAUUUAUAAGGCUUGUGUACAGUGUGUGAAAUCUGUCUGUAUCUUACAAUCUAGAAAUGUCGUCGUGUCUGAAAUGGGAAACUCCAGAGUGGGGGGGUGGGUGGACUGAGGGUUUGUACCUGUGCUUGGAGAGAGGACACAGUGCUGGGAACCCAGUGGUUCUUUUGAAGGUCCAUGAUCAGCCAUCCCAGCCAUCCUGUGAAGGUCCUUCCCGUGGGAUUCAUUGGCUGUAGGACACACGAUUAGGGACUUGCAAAGCUGGAGGGAAGUAUCUGUAACCAGCAGCUCCUCGUGGGUCUCCUCUAAGUGGUUCUGCAGGGUUUAUUCCAGGCUGCCCCAUGCCCAGGAGGGCCUGGGAAUCCCAACAGCAAAUGAAGGAUUGCCUGUAAGAUGGGUUAUUUCAAACCAGAAAUUCUCACCUCGACUCAAGCAGGACAGCCCAGCCCUGGUUCCAAGUAUCUCUUCCCAUGGAAAAGGAGGAGCAGUGGGAGGUGGUGGGUGCAGGUCAGAGCAGCUCUGUGCUGGUUCACACUCUGGCUGGGCUGGGCAUGGACUGGACCUGGGCACCUCGGGGGUGGGUUAAACCCCAAAGUGUCUCUGAUCUGGGCUCAGGGAAAUUCCCCCUGCCCCUGUGGAAGGGUGGGAAAUGCACUACUGUACCUGCUGCUUAUGCCCUGCAAUGUGUGUUCGGAGCUGUUGGAUUUGCCGCGGCUCCAGUGUUUGGAAGAGGAAUGUGCAAUAAACAAACUCUGCAGUUUGUGUCUCCUGA
Molecule: messenger RNA, 3868 nt
Organism: Corapipo altera (White-ruffed manakin)
Lineage: Eukaryota; Metazoa; Chordata; Aves; Passeriformes; Pipridae
Gene: ACSBG2
Product: acyl-CoA synthetase bubblegum family member 2
Exons: 15
Coding region: 264-2465 (733 amino acids)
Cellular component (GO): endoplasmic reticulum; membrane
Molecular function (GO): long-chain fatty acid-CoA ligase activity
Source: RefSeq, a predicted model, not a curated record